CUGCCAUUGGAAGAAACUUAAAUUGAGAGUCUCGAGGCUAUUGCUUCCCUUAUGACCCUCAAUAUCCCCACCAUUAUCGCUGUGUCAGAUCACCAACACCUCUUAUCAGCCUACGGCGGGGGCUGUGAUAUUACACCACCUGUUGUCCUCAAUGGCGCCAGAAAAUCCCAACUUGUCAUGCACUUUCAUGUGCAUGGGGGGUGCAAAUAUACGCAUUUCCAAUCCAUUCCCCAAUACAACCAUGUGUCCUUGAUCAGCAGACUUAAACCCCUAUCACUCGUGUGCAUUGGGGUGCAUAAACGUUCCCAAUACCCCCAUCAUAUAUCUCAGUUGUCACGAGCAUUCUCUCCAACUGAAUUUCCUCGCCCCCCUCUUUCUCCUCCCAGCUCAGAGAGAGAGAGAGAGAGAGAGAGAGAGAGAGAGAGACAGAGGGCUUUUCAUGAAGCAUAUGCAGUCUGAGGCAGUUGGUCAUGAUGGAGAGCGGAUGGAAACCAAAAGUUGAUCAGAUAUCUCCAAAUUGUCCACGGUGUGGUUCUUGCAACACAAAAUUUUGCUACUACAACAACUACAGCUUGACACAACCAAGGUACUUUUGCAAGGGCUGUAGAAGGUAUUGGACUAAAGGUGGAUCCCUCAGGAAUGUACCCGUCGGUGGUGGCUGCCGGAAAAACAGAAGGGGGAAAUCCUUAAGGUUAUCCAGUACUGAUGGUGUCCAGUCAGGAAGUUUGUCUAAUGGGAAUCUCCCAAAUGGUCCAUUAAUGGGGAAUUCCUUAUUGGUUGAGUCCACUAGCUCGUCACUGAUGAACGAUGGUUCACAUAUUGACCUUGCACUUGUUUAUGCAAAAUUUUUAAAUCAAAAGCCGGAUUCCAAGACAGGGUUUGAAUUGCCGGAAUUUCCUAGUGAUUUCGAUUCAAGAUUGGAGUCUUUGAGUAUAUCAAACACUAAUAUGAGCUCGGGCACUCAAUUAGUGGAAGAAAAUGGUUUCUUUGAAUGCCAGCUUACUCUUUCUCAUGAACUUUCUGUGGAAAGUUUUCCAAGUGCCAAUGGCCAGAUCUACUUUUGUGGAUCAGCCUCCUCUACUCAGAAGCAUGAUCAAGCCGAUAGAACUGAACAAUCUAUGAAGUAUGACACAAGCAAUUAUGGGUUGCCACCAUUGCCAGGCGAAGACAUAAUAGCCUCUAAUCAAGAAGUAGUGUGGUCGAGUUCUCAAAUGAUGUUGAAUCAUAACUUUCAAGCAGUACAGCUGCCAGGGCAGCUCGGACCCGAAGCACAAGAUCCAAAUCCAAUGAUUUCUAAUUGGAUGAUCAGCCCGUUCGAUUUGUCAAGUAGUGAUCAAGCAACUUUCUCGAGGAUAUGAGGAGUUAAUAUGAUUUUCAUCGUUA
Messenger RNA from Carya illinoinensis, 1383 nucleotides. RefSeq names its product dof zinc finger protein DOF3.5. Gene Ontology annotation, molecular function: DNA-binding transcription factor activity; DNA binding. The record is from RefSeq and is a predicted model, not a curated record. The transcript has a single exon. Gene Ontology annotation, biological process: regulation of DNA-templated transcription. Lineage: Eukaryota; Viridiplantae; Streptophyta; Magnoliopsida; Fagales; Juglandaceae. The coding region runs from base 471 to 1358 and encodes 295 amino acids.